This is a messenger RNA of Sorghum bicolor (sorghum), 1267 nucleotides long. Its product is annotated as zinc finger protein ZAT12. The transcript has a single exon. The coding region runs from base 56 to 496 and encodes 146 amino acids. NCBI's taxonomy places the organism in Eukaryota, Viridiplantae, Streptophyta, Magnoliopsida, Poales, Poaceae. The record is from RefSeq and is a predicted model, not a curated record.
CGAUCACCACACACACAAAAGCAGCUAGCAGCCCAUCGAGUAUUUCCUGCCGCCGAUGAAGAGGCUCACGUUCGGACAGCAGGAGCAGGAGCCGGGCGUCAUCAGCGUGGCCCAGGGCGUCAUGCUGCUGCUCGCGCGCAGCGGCGGCGGCGAGCCGUCGGCCUCGCCGCGCGUGUUCGAGUGCAAGACGUGCAACCGCCGGUUCCCGUCGUUCCAGGCGCUGGGCGGGCACCGCGCGAGCCACAAGCGCCCGCGGGCAGCCGACGCGGCGGCAGCGCCGGCCAAGGCGCGCGCGCACGGCUGCGCGGUGUGCGGCGUCGAGUUCGCGCUCGGGCAGGCGCUGGGAGGCCACAUGAGGCGCCACCGCGCCGUGGCUGAGGGCGAGGAGCGGGACGGCGCUGCUAGCGCCCACGGGCUGGACCUGCACGACGCCGAGGCGAAGCCGGAGGAAGCGAGAGGCCUGCUGGGUUUUGACCUCAACAUUGCCCCAUCAUGACGGAGCAUCUGGGAUUUUGUGUUCAAUUCUUUUUUUUUUUGGGUUCUGGUUUUGCAAUUCCGGCGUUCUUUUGUACAAAAUCAUAGCACGACUACGGCUACGACUACGACAUGAUGGAUUUACUUUGUAUUCCCUCGAUUGAAAAAAAAGAUUGAUUUGUAAAAAAGCAGCUAUGUAAUGUUAACUUUUGUUGUAAAAAGAAGCACAGAACACUUCAGCGUGUAUGUGCACACUGACGGGAAAAAAAACUCACCGCACCCCAAGAUGACGCAUUGACGCACCUAGACAAAAGUGCUCACCGGCGUGAUUUAGGGCUCCUGAGGUUAGAGCUCAGCGUUUAGAGGGUUUCUAUGGUUGUUGAAAACAAAAGGAGGUUUUAGGGAGACCAUCAAAUUAGAGGCAGUGAGAGAGAGGAUAACUGCUGGACGAAUGACGAUGCAAGUCGCACUGUCGCAGGGGUGUUGCCCAAGAGGAGAAGAUAGCUUGAGUUUAACAACAGCAGCGGACAAUGGUGAUGGUCUAGCGACAACGAUGGUGAGGGAGGGCGGAGGAGAUGCCAAGGAGCAAGAGAAGACACAAUUGACUCACACGCAAUAGCUGUAUUUUAAGAUAACAUAGUACUACUCUUUUCACUGAACAAUGUAACAAUGGAAUUUGUGCAAAAACUAGCUUUACUUUGACAAAAUCUAUAGUAAAUAAAUAUAGAAAUAAACUUUACUCUCCAACUAAAUUUAUUAUGAAAAAUAUAUUGCAUAAAUAAUUUAUAGUAAG